Molecule: messenger RNA, 554 nt
Organism: Rattus norvegicus (Norway rat)
Lineage: Eukaryota; Metazoa; Chordata; Mammalia; Rodentia; Muridae
Gene: Cxcl9
Product: C-X-C motif chemokine ligand 9
Exons: 4
Coding region: 95-472 (125 amino acids)
Biological process (GO): chemotaxis; immune response; adenylate cyclase-activating G protein-coupled receptor signaling pathway
Cellular component (GO): external side of plasma membrane; extracellular region
Molecular function (GO): CXCR3 chemokine receptor binding; chemokine activity
Source: RefSeq, marked provisional
UUUCCUAAAUAAAUAUGACCACCAAGAACAUGUUCUCUGAAGACAUUCUCAGCCUUGACUCCAGCACGGUGACUUAAUAGAGCUCGGCUCUGCCAUGAAGUCCGUUGCUCUAUUCCUCAUGGGCAUCAUCUUCCUGGAUCACUGUGGAGUUCGAGGAACCCUAGUGAUAAGGAAUCAGCGAUGCUCCUGCAUCAGCACCAGCCAAGGCACAUUCCACUACAAAUCCCUCAAAGACCUCAAACAGUUUGCCCCAAGCCCUAACUGCAACAAAACUGAAAUCAUCGCUACACUGAAGAACGGAGAUCAAACCUGCCUAGACCCAGAUUCAGCAAGGGUGAAGAAGCUGAUGAAAGAAUGGGAGAAAAAGAUCAGCCAAAAGAAAAAGCAAAAGAGGGGGAAAAACCAUCAAAGGAGCAAGAAAACCCGAAAAGCUAAAACACCCCACCAUCCGGAGUCAAAGAAGACUGCAUAAGAGACCACUUUACCAACAAGCGCUCUGCAUCUAAACGGCUUUUAGAUCAUACUAAAACGCCUUCCCUUUAAUACACAACUCG